Molecule: messenger RNA, 3635 nt
Organism: Xiphias gladius (swordfish)
Lineage: Eukaryota; Metazoa; Chordata; Actinopteri; Istiophoriformes; Xiphiidae
Gene: tmem185a
Product: transmembrane protein 185
Exons: 7
Coding region: 243-1301 (352 amino acids)
Source: RefSeq, a predicted model, not a curated record
CGGAUUCCGUGUGGUUGCGUGAAAUAGUUCGGCUUUCCUCGUGUGGUCAGGUGAUUUCCGAGCAGAUGCUGGUCGAGAAGAAACCAAAACACACGGGCCAGCACGGAGCCUGUGAUGAAGCUAAACCAAAAGAAGCUCGCCCAUCGCCGAAACGACAAAUGCGUAGCAAGCAGAUCGGGCGGUGAAUUAGCUAACGACACGGGGGAACCAAUGGUAGCUAGCUAACCAGCCUUCGUUACACCAUGAAUUUAAGAGGACUGUUUCAGGACUUCAAUCCCAGUAAGUUCCUGAUCUACUCCUGUCUGCUGCUGUUCUCCGUGCUGCUGUCCCUGAGGCUGGAUGGAGUCAUCCAGUGGAGCUACUGGGCCGUGUUUACCCCAAUAUGGCUGUGGAAGCUGUUGGUCAUCUUUGGGGCCUCUGUGGGCACUGGGGUCUGGGCCCACAACCCUCAGUACAGGGCUGAAGGGGAGACAUGCGUGGAGUUCAAAGCCAUGCUCAUCGCAGUGGGGCUCCACGUCCUGCUGCUGAUGUUCGAGGUGUUAGUGUGCGACCGCGUGGCGAGAGGAAACUACUUUUGGCUUCUCGUCUUCAUGCCUCUGUUCUUCGUGUCACCAGUUUCUGUAGCAGCCUGCGUCUGGGGGUUUAGACACGACCGCUCUCUCGAGCUGGAGGUGUUGUGUUCAGUUAACAUCCUCCAGUUCAUCUUCAUCGCCCUGAAGCUGGACAGGAUCAUCAACUGGCCUUGGCUGGUGGUGUGUGUCCCACUGUGGAUCCUGAUGUCCUUCCUGUGCCUUGUUGUCCUCUACUACAUCAUCUGGUCUGUCCUCUUCCUCCGCUCUAUCGACAUCAUCGCAGAGCAGCGGCGAACACACAUCACCAUGGCGAUCAGUUGGAUGACCAUUGUCGUACCGCUUCUCACAUUUGAGAUCCUUCUGGUGCACAAGCUGGACGGCCACAACAGCCUGAGCUAUGUGUGUGUGUUUGUCCCUCUCUGGCUUUCCCUGCUCACACUCAUGGCCACCACCUUUGGCCAGAAGGGAGGGAACCACUGGUGGUUUGGCAUCCGUAAGGACUUCUGCCACUUCCUGUUGGAGCUCCUCCCCUUCCUGCGAGAGUACGGCAACGUGUCCUACGAUCUCCAGCGCAGCGAGGACCCCGAAGCGGCUGAGGAUCUGCCCGUCCCCGAGCCGCCACCAAAAAUUGCCCCCAUGUUCCACAAGAAGACAGGCGUGGUGAUCACACAGAGCCCUGGGAAGUACUUCGUCCCGCCACCUAAACUCUGCAUCGACAUGCCUGACUAAUCAGCGCUAAAGCGGCAGGGGCCGCAGUGCUGAUGUGUUUAACUCAUAAAGCCAAAACAGCAGAGGACAAUGCGUUUGGGUUUUAUCUGCUGUCCUGAAGGACUUGGUCCCCUCACCUGAACUCUGCAUCAGCACGGCUGGAAAGGGUGAGACGCCAGAGCCAUUAUGGUGAUUAUGGGUGGAUCCAGAAACCGCAUAUUAGUUUCGCCGGCAGUUUUGAAGUAAAGACUCCACUGCCUAAAUCUGUCGAGGAUGGAAUAACAGAAUCAAAAUAGAAGACUUGGUUUAUCACCUGUAGGUGAAGAUUCACUGUGUUGUUUCCUCAAGUUUUAUCCAUUCUGAAGAUGUACAUUUUGGGGGAAACUGACCACAGAAGCAUCUCAGAUUGACUUGGAUCCAAACAUUAGGGCUGGCAUGACUUCUGAGACACAGAGGAGGAACUGAAUACUUGACUCUAACAGCAGUAGAUCCCUGCUUUAGGUUCAAAGAGUGUCCGAGUAAAAGAUAAUGCUUGCCUUGCUUUGUGAUGGGGACCAUGUGUGUGUGUGUGUGUGUGAGAGAGAGAGAGAGAGAGAGACUGACUCUCCAGCUUAAAUUUGGGAUCAGUUUGACCCCGUCACUCCCGUUUUCACCGUUGACCAUGUGGGUGGAGAAAACAAGGGGGGGGGCGGGGUUAAAGGAAAUGUUCAGAUUUUUUCAUGUCUGUCUUAGUACUGCACUCAGAUGUACAUUUAAAGAGUUAUGGGUCUGUAUAAUCAUUCGUCCUAUUCAUACAGGCUGUGACGCGACACCCUUCUAGUGCAACUCCAGUGUAAAAAGAUGGACAGCCCUCGUUCUGUGCAGAGUACAUUCAAAUUCAGGCUGAAGGUAAUGUGCGGCUCCUGCGGUCUUUUUAGUACAAAAUUCACUUUUUGUGCUCUACUGGACACUGCUUCCUCGUAAAGCUGCAUGAAAAAUAGACGUACAAAGUGAGAAUUUGGUACUAAAAGAUUGUAACUUCUGAAAAUGUCCGCUUCAUCUGCUUUACUCGGACUGCCGAAGCCUCAUAUUAGCUUCAACUGAACACUGGAAUGAAAAGGGGGACACAAUUUCUUUCCCAUUUCUCUAAUUGCAGUUGAGCUAUAGAGGGAUUACCUUACUGCCAAUAUAAACAGAGGAAUAAUUAAAACCAAUAACUCUUAAUAUACAUGGCAUGCAAGUACUGUUUUGAGACGGACUUGAAAAAACCGGAGUAUUUCCUUUACAAGACAAACAAUGGUAAUGGCACUUUGUUAACCUGUUCCAAGAGGAAACCUGUCUGACCUAUGAGGGUUUUUUUUUUUUUUAUUCCUGUGGGUUUUUUUUUUUUUUUUGUAAAUACCAGAAGUUGUCAGGUUAGGGACCAGAGCGGAGAUGGCAGGGUUGAAUGUGGGAAGCAGACCUGGAAAAAGAAAAAGAGUAUUUAACACUCAUUGGCUUCUGUUUUUACUUAACUUGGAGUGUACCACCCUGUGCAGAUGAUCAACAGUCACCACAUUAAAUCAAGACAAUGUUUAACAAGUUGGUAACCAGAGAUUGUCCAUUGACUUUUUGGUUUGUCUACAACUCUUUCAUCCACAAUCUCAAGGUAUACAGUGAAUUCUUUACCUCCCGUGUGAAAGUCAAAGAAUUUUAAUGUGAUUUAACAGCUUUCAGAUUAUUCUAAUGGCAAGGGAAUUGAAUUGAAACAAAAAACAAACAAACAGCGUAUUCAGGGCCAUGCAUUGUCACUGACUUUGGUGUGUCUUAUUUCAUACCACCCGUAGGAGUCGGCAAAGCCAGACAUUUUCAGUUCCUACAAAUAUCAGCUAAAACUAGUUGAAACAGUGAAAACUUUGGAACACUUUUUUUUUAAUCCAGACCUGAUUGAGUAGAGAGUAAAACUCCUGAAAUUCCCUGUGUGUGUGUGUGUGUGUGUGUGUGCAGAUUGCCAGAUUUCCUCAUGUUACUCAGAAAAGCAACAACAGUCAUCCCCAGCUUUUAUUUGAUUUUGUCCAGCAUAUUGUUUGUACAUUUUACUACGGAGCUUAUGCAACUGGAGCAACCUGGUUUUUCUUGUGAUGAUAGUCGGUGGAUUUACAAACAUUGUACAAUUUGAUCCUUAAGUAUUUGGAGAGUGACACCAUUUAUUAUUUUGCCUCGGUGCACCACCACAAUGGAUUUGAAACGAAGCCAUCAAGAUGUGAUCGAAGUGUAGACUUUCAGCUUUAAUUCAAGGGGUUUAACAAGAAUAUCACCAUAACCGUUUUCAGAGGCUCAUAAGUAAUUGGACAAUUGACUGCUCAGUUUCAUGUCCAGAUUUUGGCAUUUGGUAGC